Messenger RNA from Pipistrellus kuhlii (Kuhl's pipistrelle), 231 nucleotides. It is a transcript of the gene KANTR, whose product is annotated as KANTR integral membrane protein. The transcript has a single exon. The record is from RefSeq and is a predicted model, not a curated record. Lineage: Eukaryota; Metazoa; Chordata; Mammalia; Chiroptera; Vespertilionidae. The coding region runs from base 1 to 231 and encodes 76 amino acids.
AUGUCUCCUUUUUCAUUGCUGUUAUUGGUUAUUUGUGCCUUCUCACUUUUUUUCAUGAUCAAUCUCUCCAGAGGUUUGUCUAUUUUAUUAGUCUUUUCAAAGAACCAACUUUUGGCUUUGUUGCUUCUCUCUAUUAUGUCUUUGUUUUCUAUUUCUUUAAUUUCUGCUCUUAUCUUUUUUGAUCUCCUUCCUUCCACAUUUUUUGGAUUUAUUCUGUUGUUCUUUUUCUAA